Molecule: messenger RNA, 1564 nt
Organism: Oryza brachyantha (malo sina)
Lineage: Eukaryota; Viridiplantae; Streptophyta; Magnoliopsida; Poales; Poaceae
Exons: 2
Coding region: 416-1264 (282 amino acids)
Source: RefSeq, a predicted model, not a curated record
GUAAACAAGUGUUAUAUAUAUGUGUACGUAUUACGUAUACGUGUGUUUGUGUGUUGUGUAUAUAGGAGAGUCACACGUAGCAGGCUGGCAGCUGGUGAACGGCGGCCCGGUCAGUUUGGUUGGGCCGGUGGGCGUGUGGGCCUCCGAGAAGAGAGGUAGAAGCGACGAUCUGAUCGCUCGCUGUCUUGCGGGGUUAGAGCGGCUCUCCAAACGAGGCGUCUUCUCGGAUUCUCGCGUCACUCGUGCGUGCCCUCGCCGCCGCUCUCCCUCCCUCGCGCGCGCGCAACAGGCGGCGACGGCGCGAUCGCCCCGGUGAUCUCCCCCCGCCCCCCGCGUUUGAGAUCCCUUAGCUCGUCUUCCCGCACCGCCCGUCGUCCCUCGCCGGACGACGUCCAGAUCUGAGUUUUCUCAAGAAAUGGCUAGAACUCCAAGAGACCGUAACCAGAAAACAAGAAAGGCAUCCAAGAAAAAUGGAUUGCAACUAACCUCAGAGAAAAAAGACUGGAAAAGUGCCACUUGCUCGAUAUGUUUGGAGCAUCCACAUAAAGCUGUGCUCCUCCUUUGUUCUUCUCAUGACAAAGGCUGUCGUCCAUACAUGUGUGACACCAGCCAUAAGCACUCUAAUUGUCUCGAGCAGUUCAAAAAUGCUUAUUUGAGGGGAACACUAGCCUGCGAAUUAUCAGGUGCAGCGGCAGAACCCAGCAAGAAGCUAGAGGAGAUGGAUCUUGCAUGUCCUAUCUGCCGUGGGGAAGUUAAAGGUUGGACAGUGGUUCAACCAGCCCGAAAAUUUCUCAACCGCAAGAGGAGGAGUUGCAUGCAUGAGGGAUGUUCAUAUUUUGGAUCAUAUACAAAACUGUGCAAGCAUGUGAAAUCCAAGCAUCCUUCAUCAACGCCUCGUGAAAUUGAUGCUGCAAGAUUAGCUGAGUGGAAGGAGCUUGAAUAUGAAAAGGAGAGGCAGGACGCAAUAAGCAUAAUUACAUCCUUGAAUCCAGGGUCAACAAUUGUGGGGGACUAUUUCGUUGACCCCGGCAGUGACAGCAACGACUCGUUCGACUCGUAUGGCUAUAGCUCUGAUUCUCUCACAUUCUCAGAUAGCAGUGACAGUGAAUCCACAGAUUUUGACAGCCAUGGGAGUGAUGGAGAAAGACCAAGGGAAAGUACCGUAAAUGUAUCACUUGGUGAUCCUGGCAUUCAGCGUAAUGGUUCCAGCAGCUCUCGGCGGCCAUUCCGUGUUGUUUCUCCGUCAGCCCGUGUAAAACACUAAAGAUCCAUAAUUGACAGCUGAUGCACUAUAGGGUGAUGAAUGGCGUAACACGUUUUGUGAAUGUCGUCUGGUUAGCAUCCCAUUCCCUUCUUUAUUAUCAAAGUAAAUUAAGCAACAGGUUAGGCUAGUUUGGUCGAUCCUUAUUACGUCAUGGGAAAAAGAACUGUAAAUCCUAGCCUCAGUUAUGCUUAGUUAAGCAGCUAUAUGUUUCAUCUUGCUCAGUGGGAUCUGCAAUUUUAAAAGCUCUUUUGGAUCCUUCAGUGUUCACAACGUACUGGCAGUUUUGUUGUCUAAUAAUCU